ACACCGAGAGAGAGAACGAGAGAGCGGGAAAUUCACAACCUCACAUCCGAUUAUUCUGUGAUCCUUCCACCACAAGUCAAACACGGCACUGACCAAAUGUCUGCCCUCGUCAACGCUCUGUCCAUCUCCAGCCCCGGCUUCCUCGCUUCUUCCUGCUUCUCCAUAAUUCCUACUUAUGGCUCUACUCCCUUCUCGCCACCAUCUUGGUCUUCGCGGUAUCGGAAACACAACUAGAUCUCUUGAACGAUUUCACCGCCCAGUCUUCUUUGAUGCGGCAAUUUGGACGAUCGCGCUGGUGGCGGGAAGUGAUAGAAAUCGAGAUUUGAAGUGUUUCCACGAAUUGGACUGUUUCGGAUGCUUGAGUUCAUUUGAUUGUGUUUAUCUUUGUUCUCUGUGCUGCUCCGUGGUGGAUUAGGGUUUGAGGAUUGCAGUUACGAAUUUAGAGAGGAAAUCUUUGCAGAGGCAUUGCUGGCCCUGGUUUCAGUAACUAGGGGCCGGGAAUCAUGGAGAUCGAACUAGAACAAGGAUGGGAGAUUGUGCUGAGGGGUUUUAAUAAGCUGAAGAACAUAGUGGAAGGACUACCGGAGCCACAGUUCACCUCCGAGGACUACAUGAAGCUAUACACAACCGUCUAUACAAUGUGCACUCAGAAGCCUCCUCAUGAUUACUCUCAACAGUUGUAUGACAGGUACAGGGAGUCCAUUGAAGAUUACAUUACCUCAACGGUAUUACCAUCCUUGAGGGAAAAGCAUGAUGAAUUCAUGUUGAGGGAGCUUGUGAAGAGAUGGGCAAACCAUAAAGUUAUGGUUAGAUGGCUAUCUCGUUUCUUUCAUUUCCUUGAUCGGAGAUUUUGUCCUCGAAGAUCACUUCCACCGCUCAAUGAAGUUGGGUUCAAUUGCUUCCGCAGCCUGCUGUACCAAGAAUUUAGUGGGGAAGUUAGGGAUGCUGUAAUUUCUUUGAUUGAUCAAGACCGUGAAGGGGAGGAGAUUGACCGAGCUUUGUUGAAAAAUGUUGUGGAUAUUUUUGUUGAAAUUGGUAUGGGACGAAUGGAUUGCUAUGAGAAUGAUUUGGAGGCAGCUAUGCUAGAAGCUACUGCUGUUUAUUAUUCUCGCAAGGCUUCAAACUGGAUCCUAGAAGAUUCGUGUCCAGAUUACUUGUUAAAAGCUGAGGAAUGUUUGAAAAGGGAGAAAGACAGGGUUUCUCAUUACCUGCACUCCAGAAGUGAGCGGAAGUUGUUGGAGAAAGUCCAAAACGAGCUGCUUUCUCUUCAUGAAAACCAACUCCUCGAGAACAAGGACUCAGGAUUGCACGUGUUGCUCAGAGAUGACAUGGUCGAUGAUUUGUCAAGAAUGUUCAGGCUCUUUUCAAGAUUACCAUAUGGCUUAGAAACGGUUGCUGAUUUAUUCAGACAGCAUGUUACUGGUGAAGGUACAGCUUUGGUAAAACAGGCUGAAGAUGCUGCAAGCAACAAGAAGUGCUUGUCAGAACCUGAUUCUGUUGGUCUUCAGGUUUUUGUUAGGAAGGUGAUCGAGCUGCAUGACAAGUAUCUGGCUUAUGUCAGUGAUUGCUUCCAGAACCACACUCUUUUCCACAAGGCUCUGAAAGAAGCUUUUGAGAUCUUCUGCAACAAGGGCGUUUCCGGUAGUUCAAGUGCAGAGUUAUUAGCCACUUUUUGUGACAAUAUUCUUAAGAAAGGAGGAAGCGAGAAACUCAGUGAUGAAGCUAUUGAGGAAACUUUGGAAAAGGUGGUGAAGCUUCUUGCUUACAUAAGUGACAAAGACUUAUUUGCUGAGUUUUAUAGGAAAAAGCUUGCCCGCCGGCUUCUUUUUGAUAAGAGUGCCAAUGAUGACCAUGAGAGAAGUAUCCUGACAAAGUUAAAGCAGCAAUGUGGUGGUCAGUUUACUUCCAAGAUGGAGGGAAUGGUGACAGAUUUGACACUGGCAAGAGAGAACCAGACUAGUUUUGAAGAGUAUCUGGGCAAUAAUGCCAAUGCAAAUCCAGGCAUCGACCUGACGGUCACAGUCUUGACAACUGGGUUCUGGCCAAGUUACAAGUCCUUUGACUUGAACCUUCCAGUAGAGAUGGUAAAAUGUGUUGAGGUUUUCCGAGAAUUUUAUCAAACAAAGACAAAGCACAGAAAAAUUACAUGGAUAUACUCUCUCGGGACUUGCAACCUCAUUGGUAAAUUCGAACCAAAAACCAUGGAGCUCAUAGUGACGACAUAUCAGGCAUCUGCAUUGCUACUCUUCAACACUGCAGAUAGACUGAGUUACUCGGAGAUCAUGGCCCAAUUGAAUCUGACCGAUGAUGAUGUCGUCAGAUUGCUCCAUUCUUUGUCCUGUGCGAAAUACAAGAUUCUAAUCAAAGAUCCAAACACAAAAACCAUCUCUCCUACUGAUAGCUUCGAAUUCAACACGAAGUUUACAGACAAAAUGAGGAGGAUAAAGAUCCCCCUCCCUCCAGUGGAUGAGAAGAAGAAAGUCAUAGAAGACGUCGAUAAGGACAGACGGUACGCCAUUGAUGCUUCCAUCGUGCGUAUCAUGAAGAGUCGUAAAACUUUGUGUCACCAGCCGUUGGUAAUGGAAUGUGUUGCACAGUUGGGCCGCAUGUUCAAGCCUGAUAUCAAAGCAAUCAAGAAGCGGAUUGAAGACCUGAUCAGUCGGGACUAUCUCGAGAGGGACAAAGACAACCCCAAUUUGUUCAGAUACCUUGCAUAAAUUAGCCACAUUCCUGAUCGAAUCAAUCAAAUGGCGACAAUGGUAGGUCGAACACGCACCAAAAACAGGCGACUCGUACAUGAGUGCUGAGGAAAAUGAAAAUCAUGUACAAAUGACAAAUCAAGCCGAACCUUCCUCUGGUGAUUGCUCGGAGCCCGGAUAGCCUGAGAGGUCGCUCUUUUCUUGUAAAUUAAUCCUUGCGAGAGCCUGAUUGUAAAGAAGUCCCUAUAAUGUGCAUCCCCGUGAUCCAAAGGGUUGUAGUUGAUUCAGCCAUCGACGAGCUUGAACUCACCUGAUCGUGCUUGAUUCGCUGGCUCUCUGCUGAAGAUGGUGAUGAAAUGAAUGUAAUUAGAUGUGUACUUAACGUGUGCAGUUGUGAUUUAGUUCCAGGAUUAAAGAGGAGGAUCCAAGAGGCAAAUCUCGCUUUGCCUUUGGGACUCGCAAAUUGGGACAUUGAUGGAACUGUUUAUGUUGCUUCUCCAUAUGUGCAUCUUUUCUGUUCUCCUGAAGCUAUUGUUUGAUGUGAUGAACGGUGUUGAGUAUAUUCUUUGGGUUACAUGCCUACUGCCAAACCAAUACAUAUUAUAUGAG
Linum tenue is the source of this 3308-nucleotide messenger RNA. The record is from the annotation of a GenBank genome assembly. NCBI's taxonomy places the organism in Eukaryota, Viridiplantae, Streptophyta, Magnoliopsida, Malpighiales, Linaceae.